Diuraphis noxia (Russian wheat aphid) is the source of this 1968-nucleotide messenger RNA. RefSeq names its product putative methyltransferase-like protein 15 homolog. NCBI's taxonomy places the organism in Eukaryota, Metazoa, Arthropoda, Insecta, Hemiptera, Aphididae. The record is from RefSeq and is a predicted model, not a curated record. Gene Ontology annotation, biological process: rRNA base methylation. Gene Ontology annotation, molecular function: rRNA (cytosine-N4-)-methyltransferase activity.
GACUGAUAAGUAAAAUAAGUAAUUUUACGCAGAGUUGUGUAACAUUGAAAAGUCUGUACUUCUGUAGUUUGAUGCUAGAGUUCAAAACAUUUAUCAAUUUUUGUCGUCAGUUCGUUCAUUGAAGUACAAAUAGUUUCAGAAACUAGGUAUCAUCAAUAAAAGUGUUGCCAUUAUUGUGAGCAAUAAGUUAAAAGCGCAGUCUCAGAAUAGAUGGCCAACCUCUAUAAAAACUACUUGAAACUCUUGAAGCAAUGGCCAUUGGACCCCAGUAAAACCGGCAGAGAUCUAGGAGAGCACAUCCGUAAAGAAGUGGGAGCAGCUUUCAGCUCUGGUGAUUCCUUCCGUGGUGAUACCACAACGUGCAUAAAGAAAUACGAGUCCCUCAAACGUCUAGCGGAUAAUCACUACUGUAACAAAUACAAACGUUCGAUCCAAGCAACAGCAUCUGGACUCACUAGUGAACAUUGUACAGCUGUAUUGUCCAGAGAAUCUCUAGAGAUUUUAAAUAAUAAAAAUGAAGGCUUCUUUAAGACAACUUUUAACAAAAUCAAAGAUAAAAUUAGUACGCCAACACAACAGCAGGCCUCACAAGCCAGUACUGCUGGAAGAAGCGAUUAGCUACCUAUCACCUCAAAAGGACCACAACAUCAUAGACAUGACAUUCGGUGCCGGUGGACAUACAGAAAGGAUUCUGCAAGAAAAUGAUACAACAACUGUUUAUUGCUUGGACAGAGACCCAACUGCAUGUGCCAUGGCUAAACAACUUUCUGAACGUUAUCCAAACAGAGUGGUACCUUUGAAGGGUAAAUUUAGUGAUUUGCCAGUUCUGUUAAAAAACUUAGGAUGUAAAAUGAAUAGUUUUGAUGGUAUUUUAUUUGAUUUUGGUGCUUCUUCUAUGCAAUUUGAUACGGCUUCCAGAGGCUUUUCAAUUAGUAAGAAUGGCCCUUUGGAUAUGAGAAUGGACCCUGAAGAACAGACAAUUACAGCAGCAGACGUGUUAGCCAAAGCUGAUCAAUCAGAUCUAUAUAAAAUAUUUAAAAUAUAUGGAGAGGAAAAACAAUCAAAGAAAAUUGCAAAUGCUGUAAUUGAAGCAAGAUAUUUAUUUAAACCACUAAAAACUACACGUGAUUUUUGUGAGCUUGUCCAAAGUGUUUGCGAAAAUGAGAUGAGAAGCGACAUGUUGCAUAGACCAUCUCAUCCAGCUACCAAAGUGUUCCAAGCGUUGCGCAUAUUUGUUAACAAUGAAUUGAACGAGAUCAACCAUAGUAUAGUUUUGGCUAGUCAUUUUUUGAAAAUUGGUGGAGUCAUGGUAACUGUUGCCUUUCAUUCUCUCGAAGACACCAUAGUAAAACGGCAUAUUCAGGGUAAUAUCAAUGAAAACAUGGCCAAUGCUCUACCCUUGAAAUAUAUUAAUCCAAUGCAAUGCUAUGAUAAAGAGUUUAUGAAUGUAGUCAAUGAUACUUGUUGGCAUCAAAUUCAUAAACAUGUGAUUACUCCAAGUGUUGAAGAGGUUGAAUCAAAUCCUAGAAGUAGAUCAGCACGUCUCAGGGCCGCCGUUCGAAUAAAAUAGGACUAGUUUUUGUUUGAUUUUGUCAUCUAAUUAUUGUAGAUUAAAUGUAAUUAUUCUUAAAAUAUUAUUUCAUCUAUAUGCAAACUAAUUGAUUAAAACUUAAAAUAACAUUAAAUAAGUUUCUUGAUGAUAAGAAAUAAAAACCCUUAAUAGUUGAAUAUCAAUGUCAACAGGUUGAUGUGAAUAAACAGGUGUCUGUGGCUGGCGUCAAUGCAUUGUUAACAAAUAGUAAAAUCUGUGUUGUAUUAAUUCUUUAUUGAGUGGUUAUAACAAAGGCCACUUUUAUGGGCAUGUCAAAAAACUUACAAUGUUUAAAGUAUUAAAUGUUUUCAAUCAAUAAGCAUUAUAAGUAAAAAUAUAAAAACGGGGAAUGCUAUUAUAAAACUGAAUGAACUAAA